AUGGAGAGUGAAUUAAAGGGUGAUGUUGAGAGGUGGGAAAGAUUAAGAGUGAUGGUUGAAGAUGAAAGCUCCACCGACGAUGAAGGCUCCACCAGAGAAGAAAGAUUCGCCGGAGAUGAAGGAUCCGCCAACAAGGAGGCUAUAAUCACGUUACCAAUUUUUUGUCUUUCUCUUUCUUCUUCAUCAACUUUCUUCGAUAGGUUUAUGGAUUUUGUGUUUUCGUUAAGAGGAAGUAACAUAAAUGGUGCAUCCAACUAUUUGGAAUCCUUGAUUUUAAAGAAAAACAGUUAUGCACAUUAUAUACAUUGUUUUGCACAACAACUUCAAUUAGUGGUUGUGGUGGUUGCAAAGAAACAUGAUGAUGUUGGAGAAUUCUUUGGACAACUAGCUUUGGUGGUUAUUAUCGUUUGUGAGUCUUAUAAGAAAAAAGAUAUGAUACGAGAGAUUCAAAAAGAAAGAGUUGCAGUCGAAAUUGGCCUCACGUAUACCUUGUCAAAGCAUCUUAGAAAAAAAGAUCAAAAUAUUUUGGAAGCAACUUCGUUAGUAAAAGGGACAAAGAAAACAUUGCUAACUUUUAGAAAAGACGGGUUUCCAAAAAUUUGGAAGAAUUUUUGGAUAUGCAAAUUCAAGAAUUUGGGGAUAGAUUUAGUGAAGUUGGUAGAGAAUAUGACGACUUUGAGUCCUUGUGACUCGUUUCUAGUUUUUAUAAAAGUAAAGUUGUUGAAGCUAAGCGCGAAAUACAAAAUUGAUUUUGACGAUUCGGAAAAAGUGCAACUUAAUGGAUUAUUAAAACUAACUUUGGUUUUGCCCAUCACAACUGAAAUCAGUAAACGUUGUUUUUCUACAAUGAAGUUCUUGAAGACCGAUUUGCGUAACAAAAUAUGUGACGAUUUUAUGAAUGAUGCUUUGAUUUAUAGUGUAGAAAAGGAAGCACUAGAGAAUGUUAAGAUUGAAAAUGCAAUUACACGUUUUCGCAAAAUUAAAGAGCGAAGAUGUAAACUUUAA
Molecule: messenger RNA, 1005 nt
Organism: Lactuca sativa (garden lettuce)
Lineage: Eukaryota; Viridiplantae; Streptophyta; Magnoliopsida; Asterales; Asteraceae
Source: RefSeq, a predicted model, not a curated record